UCCCGCCGGGUCCAAGUGAACCGCAGCGCAUCCCGCCGGGUCGCACCGAGCCGAGCCCAGCCGGGUCCAAGCGAGCCAAGCUGAGCUGAGACCGGGCCCGUCGAAUCGAGCCGAACCGUGCCCAGCCGCGUCUAACUGAAGGGCAGCGCAUCCCGCCGGGUCGCACCGAGCCGAGCCGAGCCAUGCCCCUGGGCGCACUGGUCCGCCUGCCGCUGGCGCUGGCGCGGGCGGCGCUGGCGACACUGCGUGGGCGACUAGGCGCCCUGUGCUGGAGCCUGUCUCCCCUCUUCUUGCCCCUGUCCCUGCCCGGCUGGAAGAGGGUCUCGGCUCCCAGCCCCGCCGCCCCGGAGAGCUGCCGGCAGGAGUGGGACGAGCCGUCCCCGACGCCCACCAGCGUCAAUUACCACUUCACCCGGCAGUGCAACUACAAGUGCGGCUUCUGCUUCCACACGGCCAAGACCUCCUUCGUGCUGCCGCUGGAGGAGGCCAAGCGGGGGCUGGAGAUGCUCAAGGAGGCGGGAAUGGAGAAAAUAAAUUUCUCGGGAGGAGAACCGUUUCUUCAGGAUAGAGGCGAAUUUGUAGGGCAACUGGUGAAGUUUUGCAAGCAGGACUUGAAGCUACCAAGCGUCAGCAUCGUGAGCAACGGCAGCCUGAUUAGAGAACGUUGGUUCAAGAAGUACGGUGAAUAUUUAGACAUUCUGGCAAUUUCAUGCCAUAGUUUUGAUGAGAAUGUCAAUAUUUUAAUUGGCCGUGGUCAAGGAAAGAAGAACCAUGUGGAAAAUCUGCAUAAACUGAGACAGUGGUGCCGAGAGUAUGCAGUUGCUUUCAAAAUAAAUUCAGUGAUCAACAGAUUUAAUGUUGAGGAAGACAUGAAUGAGCAGAUCAAGGCACUCAACCCUGUGCGCUGGAAGGUAUUCCAGUGCCUGCUCAUUGAAGGGGAGAACACUGGUGAGGAUGCCCUGAGAGAAGCAGAGAAAUUUGUUAUCAGCGAUGAAGACUUUGAACAAUUCCUGGAUCGCCACAAAGACGUCUCCUGUUUAGUACCGGAAUCUAAUCAGAAGAUGAGGGAUUCAUACCUCAUUCUGGAUGAAUACAUGCGUUUUCUAAACUGUAGAAAUGGACGGAAAGAGCCUUCCAAGUCUAUCCUUGAUGUUGGGGUAGAAGCAGCCAUAAAAUUCAGUGGAUUUGAUGAGAACAUGUUCCUAAAAAGAGGAGGAAAGUAUGUGUGGAGUAAAGCAGACAUGAAACUGGACUGGUAACUCGAUAUACUCAUACAUGACUCAAUGAGUUAGGGCAGGUGCAUUAUGUAGAGAAAAUGGGUGCGUGUAUAUAUGUGCGUGUAUAUAUGUAUCUAUGUGUCUAAGGCUUUUAACUACACUUGGUAUAUUAUACAGGUUGAUGGUCAGUAUAACCCUGUAUGUGAACGUGUUAAAUGUUUUUAGAAUGUAGAUUAUGUUCUUAUCUAUUGUUUGGUUGAACAUUACCAAGCGCCUUCAGAGUUCUCAUAUAAAUUGGUCUCUGAAAUCGACUUUCUAGUCUAUUUUAUGAACGACUUA
Chroicocephalus ridibundus (black-headed gull) is the source of this 1556-nucleotide messenger RNA. It is a transcript of the gene RSAD2, whose product is annotated as radical S-adenosyl methionine domain containing 2. Gene Ontology annotation, biological process: positive regulation of immune response; defense response to virus. NCBI's taxonomy places the organism in Eukaryota, Metazoa, Chordata, Aves, Charadriiformes, Laridae. The transcript is spliced from 6 exons. Gene Ontology annotation, cellular component: lipid droplet; endoplasmic reticulum; endoplasmic reticulum membrane. Gene Ontology annotation, molecular function: 4 iron, 4 sulfur cluster binding; catalytic activity. Bases 183 to 1259 code for a protein of 358 amino acids. The record is from RefSeq and is a predicted model, not a curated record.